Molecule: messenger RNA, 28032 nt
Organism: Rattus norvegicus (Norway rat)
Lineage: Eukaryota; Metazoa; Chordata; Mammalia; Rodentia; Muridae
Source: RefSeq, a predicted model, not a curated record
CGCUCUAUGCGCCUCUGCGGGCGCCGCGGGCCCUGGCCAUGGCGAUAGACCGGCGGCGCGAGGCGGCGGGUAGUGGUGCCGGGAGGCAGCCGGCCCCGGCGGAGGAGAACGGCUCCCUGCCGCCCGGAGACGCGGCGGCCUCGGCGCCCCUCGGGGGUCGCGCGGGCUCCGGGGGCAGCGCGGAGAUCCAGCCGCUGCCUGCGCUGCACCCCAGCGGCGGCCCGCACUCGAGCUGCUGUGCGGCAGCAGCCGCCCCGAGCCUCCUGUUGCUGGACUACGAUGGCUCUGUGCUGCCCUUCCUCGGGGGCCUGGGCGGCGGCUACCAGAAGACCCUGGUGGUGCUCACCUGGAUCCCGGCGCUGUUCAUCGGCUUCAGCCAGUUCUCGGACUCCUUUCUUCUGGACCAGCCCAACUUCUGGUGCCACGGGGCCGGCAAAGGCACCGAGCUGGCGGGUGCCACUGUCACCGGCCGAUGGGGUGACAUGGGCAACUGGACCAGCCCCUCAGCCACCCCUUUCUCCACUGCCUCCUGGGGGACCACAAGCAACCGAAGCAACAGCAGCGACACACCACCCCUCCCGUCCCCUCCAGGCAAAGGGAACAACGACUCAAAUUGCGAGUGCCACGCGUGGGACUACGGCAUCCGCACUGGCCUCGUCCAAAACGUGGUCAGCAAGGUGUCAGUCACUGAUGGCUCAGCAGCGGCCUUGGAAGACUCAGUCCCUCUUCUAGGACUGCUCCUUGGAGCCAGGACAUAGCUGUGGCCCUGUGUCUCCCACCAAGAACUAACUACCCAUGAAAAAUAGUGUUCUACUCACAGAUAUUCUUUCCAGCAGACGUCAGCCACUCCACACGUGCCUUGAGCAGAUUAAAGCCAGUUGAAGAAUCCAAGUUACAGACAAAGAAGCAGAGCCCUUUGAAAAGUUUCCUUGCUACCCCAGGCCCCCAUCCCAACCAUGCUCUGUCCUUUCCAGAGAUCUGACUGUAGAGUUCAAUGUUGGGGUACUCCCUCAAAUACUUUCUCAGGACUUCAGUAAAUAGUCCCACAGCAUAGGAGGAUGUGGGAAGCAUGCAGGGUGUCAUUGAUGCUCUUGUACAGCAGCUGCUCUGGUCUGAGUCAUUGAGACCUGGUUCCCACUUUCUCCUCCCUGACCCUUGCAAAGGUCUUGCAUUCUGUGUAAUAUAGCAGGAGUGUUCUUGGAGAGAUGUAUGUCACCCAGAAAAUGGACAGUACUGUUAGACAAUCAUGAUCCCAGGUACCCAUAAUUUUCACUUUUCUUGGCCUGUAGGAAAUACUGGAUGCCGCCUUGUUAAACAAUUUGUGAAACAUUUGUAGCUUCUGUCCCUUUGGUAGUUUAAACAGCGCAGUUAGAAACGGGGCAGUUCUGAACUGUUUGAAAUGCGAGCAUGGGUUUGGACAGUUUAUAAUUGUGUGGGUGGAAUCCAGCUCUACAACCAGUGUGUGUUAGUAAACAGUUGUAGCUCAUGGAUCUGGAAGAUGAAACUCUUACAUCAUCAUAAUCAUUGUUUUAAUCUUGUACCAACCUGGCCAGAAAACGCUGUGUCCUGUGGGAAUCAAACCGUCUGGUUUAGUGAUCCCUCUGCUUUGCAAUAUAAUUGAGAAGAUCCUCCUACCUUGUCUCAUCUUGACUCAUCUCCCCCACAGCCUCUCCCUUCCAAAGGUGUUUCUGUAACUGAUUCCCAUUCACGGAGGGCAAGACAGCUUGCUUGCUUGCUUGCUUUCUCUCUCUCUCUCUCUCUCUCUCUCUCUCUCUCUCUCUCUCUCUCUUUCUUUCUUUCUUUCUUUCUGCUUAGCAACCGAGACCAUUUUAAGACGACCACUACUUAACUUGCCCUGUAUGCUUGUCAGAAUAAGGAUUCGGUAAUCCUGCUGAGUAUCUGAAGCCACUUUCUAGAGUAAAGGAAGAGUAAUGAUUUGAAGGAGUGAGUGUGUGAAGAGUGCUUGGUACUAGAGUCAAGUUGGAAGUUAGCAGGUGGAGCAGGCAGACCAACACUCCAGCGACGGGACCAGGAGACAGCUACUCAUAUCCUGCCAGGCAUGGUGUGAAGUUGGAACAAAAAUAGUUCUUGAAAACAGACUAGAUAGAGUCAUAUUGGAAAGCUAGGCACAUUUUUAAAAUUAGCAUUCAGGAGGGAGGGCUCCAUGUGUGCGUGUGGGGGGUGGGGGUGGGGACAGUACCUGACAACACACAGUGGUUACAUGUUACGGAAAAGACGACACCAAGGAAUGAAGGCCUGCGCACAGUAAUUAGAGGCAUACUUUCUCAUACUGCAGAGGUGAGGAAGGACAUAUUGAUUUUCACAGACAAAUGUGCUCCCGCUAGAGGACUGCCCUUCCACCGCGUUCUGCUAGGUAACAAUACUUCAAAGAGCUUUUCCAGCAUAUUUUUACUCUAUAGCAGACUUCUUCCUCUGCUAACUGUGCUCACUGAAUCCUAUGUCUAUGCACAAAUGUGGAAAUCUUACUGUGCUGAUGCUGGCAUUUAAUAGUCGAGUGUCUGACUACUUUGAACACAGUAGACUGAUACAGAGGAAUGUGUCAGUGGAUACAAGUUCAAGGUUGGAGAAGUUGCCCUGUGUCCCCUUUCCUUCAGGCUGUCUUCAGCAUUCAGGGUGACUUCUGCAGCUGGUAUGUUCCUGAGACACAGGCCUGUCACUUCUAGCCCUAGUUGUUGGUUGGGAAGACGUCCCAUUACUGUCCUCAGAGUUGGAUGCUGUAAGAAAUCACUUAACUCCAGGAUGUUAGAAUGAAGAUGGUCCCAUGGGCUCUGAUCUUUUCUCCUCAAGGUUACACCCCUGACAUGCCCUUACUACCUCAGUUUAAACCCUUCCACAAGUGGGGCUCUGUCCCAAGCAGGCCAGCCUGCCCUUCUUUGUAAAGAAGUGUGGAUUUUGGUGAAUUACACUUAAAAUUCUCUCAUGCCUGUCAGCUCACUCCUGAGAAUGCUUGGUUUUCCAACAUGGAAUUCAUAUUUUGUCCUUCCUUCCUUUCUUUUUUCUUUCUUUCCUUUCUUCCUUCCUUCUUCCUUCCUUUCUUUUUUCUUCCUUUUUCCUUCCUUUCCUCCCUUUCUUCCUUCUUUCCUCCCCCAUCCCCUCUGUUUCUUUUCUUUGUUGUCAUUUUAUUUUGUUUGUUUUGUUUUGUUUUGUUUCAAGACUGGGACUCACUGUGUGGUUCUGGCUGUCCUACAACUCACUCUGUAGACCAUGGUGACCUUGAACUCAUAGAGAUCUACCCUCCCCUACCUCCCAAGCACUGGGAUUAAAGGCAUGCACCAGUAUGCCCUGCUUUCUUUAGUAGCUUCUUUCUUGGCUGGAAAAUAUUUUAUCUGUUCCAUUCAUAACCAAGUCUGCCAUACUGACUGCUACGUGGAGUAUAUGCCUCUUAAACAUGGUACCAGAGCCAACCAACCAGACACUGCAUGAUCUACGCCAAAAGGGAGAUUGAUGAAUACCUGCAGGGAUAGAGCCCAUGGUGGAUGCAUUGUCACCUUUAGCAGAUAUGAGGUACUUCUGUCUGCAGCCCGUGGCCCCCAGGCCACCUUGCUUUUACUAUUAGAUUGUGCUCAGUGAGGACUUUUCUGCUUCUACACAAGUAGCCUGAGAUACAACUCCAUUGUCUUCUAAGUGGUCUUGAGUGUUAAGAUCUCUCCUCUUGGUGUCUUCAUUGUUUUUUGUUAUUGUUGGGUCAUUUGGUUUUUUUAAAGACAGGGUUUCUCUGCGUAGCCCUGGCUGUCCUGGAACUUACUCCAUAGACCAGGCUCGCCUCUAACUCGGAGAUCUACCUGCUUCUGCCUCCUGAUUGCUGGGUUUAAAGGCGGGUGCCACUGUGCCCAUUUAUCUUUAUUGUUCCUUGUACACUCAGACUUUUCACCAUAGAGUUUACAAUUCCUUCAGAGUUAUGAUUGUAGUAGUGAUGAUGUUGAUACCACCUGCAGCUCUUUGUAGUUUCUGGAACAUCUUACGUGAAUUAUUCCCUUUGAUUAGUAAUAGUAACCCAAGGCCAAUUUUAACAGACCAAUAUCGCUGAUUACAGAAAACGAACAGACUUUGAAUGGCUCCUCAUAGGAAGCAGGUAUUCAGCCAACUUCCUAGUCUCUAUUCUAGCAUUCUGUGCUUUAAUGCCGAGCAGAGCUGUCAGUGCCUUCUUGAGAGGAUGAAUAAGACAGAUCCCUCUCCCAGAAUAGCAGCCUUGGGGGUCUGAAGAUGGGUGGGUCUGGACUAGGCUCUUGUGGCCCCCUUUUCUUAUUUUCUGUGCUGCAGACCAACGUUUCUUGUGCUUCUGAAAUUUAAUAUUCUUUAAUUAAGAGAGGAACUCUGUGAAUGUAAAAGUGUUGCUCUUAAUAGCUAACACAACUCAUCCUGUACCGUUCCACAUGAGUAUUGCUGGCUGCUAACAAUCACUGCCUUCUUGAAUAAACUCUAGAAUUUGGUCAGGAAACAACACCAGCUAACCUUCCUAAGCCUUUCUCUUUUUCCAGUAGUUGUAGUUUAAAUCGUUCACUCAUCUCUUGUUCUCAUGAACUUGCAAAGAGUUCUGACCUUUGUCUUGGAAGCUGUUUAAUAUCCUGACAAGUAAUUUGUAUCCCUUUUCUUGAAGUUAUUUAAAAUGACUUCAGUACAGUGUAAUUAAGACUAAAACUAAUUUUUACUAUCAUUGCAAUGGUAAUAUAUUUUUUAAAGAAGUCCACAGUAGAACAGGACCCCCUUGGGGGGAAUUAGAGGAAGGAUUGAAAGAGUUGAAGGAGCUUGCAACCCCAUAAGAACAACAAUGCCAACCAACCAGAGCUUCCAGGGACUAAACCACCAACGAAACACUAUGGACUGACCCGGGGCUCCAACUGCAUAUGUAGCAGUGAAUAGCCUUGUUGGGGCACCAGUGGAAGGGGAAGCCCUUGGUCCUGCCAAGGUUGGACCCCCAAUGCAGGGGAAUAUGGGGGAGGGGCAGUAAGGGGGAUGGAUGGGGGGGAAAUACCCAUAUGGGGAAGGGGGAGGGGAUAGGGGUUUAUGGACAGGAAACCAGGAAAGGGAAUAACAUUUGAAAUGGAAGUAAAGAAAUAUAUCUAAUAAAAAAAAAGAAAAGUCCACAGUGUAAUCCGAAACUAGUAAUUAGUUUCCACUUUUGAAAUGCUUAAUUCUUAUUCAUAUUUUUCCUCUUCCAGAGUGUUUAUUUAAUGGAAUCUGCCAUUAUUCUGUUUCAAAUCAAAAGUAUUUGUCAAUCCUUAGAAAUACUGCACACUUUUUUAAAGUCUUUAUUUUUUGUGCACCCCUCUCUUUCACACUAGUGUGUGUGUGUGCGCGCACGUGUGUGUGUGUGUGUGUGUGUGUGUGUGUGUGUGUGUGUGUGUGUGUGCACAUGCAGACCAAGAGGCCAUUAGAGCUGCAGUUACAGAUGGUUCUGAGCUGCCUGACAUGGGUGCUGGGAACAGAGCUCAGUAAGAGCUCUUAACUAACCAGCCAUCUCUCCAGCCCUUCAGACACAUUUUAAAUUUCAUAUUCUUGCUGAUGUACUAAAAUUUCUUGAGUUAUUUUUCUGGUAUGAUUUUGUUGUCCCAGUAGUGGCUUUUCUAUGGAAUAUAUAAGGCAACUGCGAGCAUCAUUAUGCAAAUUCCUUUUUUAAAUUAACUAUAAUAGAUAAUGCACUUCCUGUCUAGACUACAGUAUAAGCAGCGCAUGCCUUUAGUUCUAGCAUUCAGGCAGAGGCAGACAAAUGUCUGUGAGUGUGAGGGCAGCUUGGUCUACAUAGUGAGCUCCAGGUCAGCCAGACCUACACAGUUAGAUGCUGCUUAAAACAAAACAAAUCAAAACAAAACAAAACAAAAGAACCUAUAGUGUAAGUCAGACUGCUUGCUCUCUCUGCUUCUCAGAGCAUGGUUGCCAAAUUGUAUGUAUCCUUCCAAAAACAUUCUACUUUCAAUCCUAUAUUUACCUCUUGUUUAUAUCAGAGUUGAAUGUACAUCAAUAUAGCAAAGUCCUUGUUCUCUUUUAUGUCUACUUAGUAUUUCUGUUAUGUGACUAGGACAUACUGUGUUUAACUAGUCUCUUGCUAAGAAGGCCUUGGGGUCAUUUCUAGUCUUUACUGUUUUGUGUAUGCAUUUAUACAAUAAAUAUCUUUACAUACAGAAACCUCUGCACACACAGAAGAUGUUGUACGAAGCAAAGGUUUAAACCCCCGCUGUGCCUUGAGUAUCCCCUACAGAGAACUUAGCAAUGUGUAUGCUCAGCAGUAGUUUGCUGGUCCUGUUCCCAACACCUUCCAUAACCGGGGAGUUGCCAGAUACUGUACUGUUUGCUAGUCUGAUGAGGAGACAGUAAACUUGGACUACUGCUGCAGUAUUUGCACUUGUCUUGGUCUGUGGCUUCACCAGUCUCUGUGCAGGUUUGCCUUCCUUGGGAUGGUCUCCCAUCUCUCUGCCCUCACGUGCCUGCGGGUUCCAGGAUUAUCUCCUUCCUGACUGACCACAGCACUCUGACUGAGACUACCCGCCCUGGCUAAUUACCUGAGCCUCUGCUUCUUCUCCCAGUGUUAGGUUGUGCACACAGCUUGGUUGGAUGGAAUCAAGGGAUGUAGUCUUUCCUGUAAAUGGAAUUAUAAAUUUUACCUAGCUGGAUAAAAAACACAUAAUCCAGGUAUUUUGUUUACAAGAUGUAAGCUUAGAUUAGGCAGAUUUUGGAGUCAUUCUAACUUACAUCCCAGCCUGUGGCCAUGUUCUCGUGGUCCAUGGCUGCCGCUGCCUUCUCCUCGUCCUCCUUCUCCUCCUCCUCUUCUUCCUCUUCCUCCUCCUCCUCUUCUUCCUCCUUCUCCUCCUCAUUUCUUCUUCCUUUUCCUCUUCCUCAUUUCUUCUUCCUUUUCUUCUUCCUCUUUUUCUUCCUCCUCCUUUUUCUCUUCUUUCUUCUCUUGCUCCUUUUCUUCCUCUUCUUCCUUCUCCCUCUUCCUCUCCUUUCCCCCUCUCUCUUCUUCUUCUUCUCCUGUCUCUUAUCUGCAGCCCCCAGCCAGGUAACUGAAAAUCUGCCGACCCAAUCACUGGCCUUUUAUUGACCAAUUAAUUUGGAGAGCAAGGUCACAUAGCAUCCCUUGAUAUACAUGAAGAUCUCAUUGGGGACAACCAGAUUUUGGGGAACACUGUUUAACAUUUCAAUACAUAGCAGCACCAGACCAACCCCAACACUUUCCUUUUAUGGCUUCUGAGUUUUGUAUUGUUGGGUUUAUGAUUUCCAUAGUCCUGAAUGACUAGGUGAAAUCCCAUGUUUUCUUCUAAUUUCAUUCUGAUUUCAUUUAUUCUUCCAUUUGCCAUUCCGAUUCUGUUUUGGUUUUAUGGUGCUAUGAGGGUACAUUUCUAGAAAUGCAAAGAUGGGCAGAACCCAUAUAUUGUGCAAAUUUGCACUUGUUUAUAACCUUUAAUUCAGCAGUGCAAAGGCCAGAGCCGAGAAGCCGUGGAGACCCUGUCCCUCAAGAAACACAACACUCUCCAGGGCUGUAAGACCUUUUCCCUUCUAUCAACUUGUUCUGAAUAGCAUGUGAUGGUGUUAUGGUUGGAAGCCACUUCAUGCUCUUCUUCUGUCAUUAGCAGUUUCUGCAAGUAGCGACUCAUAUUGACUUUUAAUCCAAGGUCAACUGAGUCAAAAAAAGAAAGAAAGGAAGGAAGGAAGGAAGGUAGGAAGGAAGGAAGGAAGGAAGGAAGGCAGAAAGAAAGAAAGAAAGAAAGAAAGAAAGAAAGAAAGAAAGAAAGGAAGGAAGGAAGAAAGAAAGAAAGGAAGGAAGGAAGGAAGGAAGGAAGAAAGAGGAAAGGGAAGGGAAGGGAAGGGAAGGGAAGAGAAGAGAAGAGAAGAGAAGAGAAGAGAAGAGAAGAGAAGAGAAGAGAAGAGAAGAGAAGAGAAGAAGAGACAGGAUCGUGUCAUUUAAAAGCACACUGGAUUUUCUGAAUGUUGUUCCUGGCAUUACUAGUGUUUGGCAUACCAGAGCCACUGCGGGCAUCUCUGCCCAUCUUCAGAUUCAGGAACUUAAUGUUGGUGGCUCCCAAUGGGCCACCCAGGGGUGUUUACACCAUGGAAACUGGGAAACAUCACAGAGCAGGGAUUGCCAUUUUCUUCAGAAAGCCAGCCGUUAAGCAUUUAUCAAGGUAAUAAGUGCAAGCCUGCAGCCCCCUCCCCGCCCCCAAGACUUUCCUUCUUUCCCUCCUCUUUGCAUCUACAUAUUCGGAACCUGGCACUGUGCCAUGGCUGGGGACAUAACGCUGCCUGCGUGAAAAUAGCUCAACUUUCAUAGGCCUAGCAGACUGAUGGGGGAAGUGCACCCUAACUGGUCAACUCAUAGUCUUUCCAUUUCAAGCUGUGGAAAGAAAGGGAAAUGAAAAGCCAGAACAAAGAAACCUGACAAAGAUGAGCUGGUCUAUCCGAGAUGGGCUGGGGGUUGUGAAUGGAGAUGGGCUGGGGGUUGUGAAUGCUAAGAGAGGUGAGAGAGAACAGCAUGUGUUUCCCAGAGGGCAGACAGCAUGUGCAAGGACCACGUGGCGUUCUGGCGUUUGAGACUGCUCAUCAUUGUUGUGGGAAUGGAACAAGGGCUAGGGCACACAGCCCAUGUUCUCAGUUUCUGUUAUUCUAGAGCAAGAGGGAAACCAUCAGUACUGAGCAGAGUUGGGGAUAUGAGUGGAUGAGAGUUCACGGUUUUGAAAAGUUCUCUCUUACCUUAGCGUCAAGGUUUGAUGGUGGGAUGUGCAAAAUGGGCUGGGCUGUGCCAGCGAAGCCUGCAGAAGACAGUUCACCAGGGGUAUGAAAUCUGACAGAGAGGUGAUGACAUGGGUGUGAGAGAAGGACAGACAGACAGGAAGGUAGAGUGAUGAGGGCCUAGGUCUAAACAUUGCAGCUGCUAUGGACUCUGGGUGAGGAAGCAGCCUUUGGGGUGUCUGGUUUUUGUGUGUUACUGAAAGGUGGCCAGUAGAAGGGGUCUGAGAGGGGGCAGUGGGAUAUUACACAGGAGCUCGGAGUCCUAAGUCUGACAAUGAGUCUCCCGUAGUAGGACAGGAGGACCUGACCCUCUUCCCUGGGGCAUGGAUAGGAAAUGCAGGUCCCCGGAAGCACUCUAACAUUUCCUUUGCUCUCAAGCUAAAAAAACGAGAGGGUACUAGAGCACAUCUGGGAAACCUUAGGGGUAGAAUGUACUUCCACUGCCCACUUUCCCUGUACCCUUGGGCUACACAGAGGCCACUUGGGUCAUGUCAGUAGGAACUUCAUGUCCAGAGUCUUCAGUUUAUGGAAAAUGGAGCUGAGGGGUAACUGACAUGUCCAGUUCUUGUCACCCAUUGCCUUUUUUUGGCAUAGCAGAUGCCCCUAGGCACUUGAUUGGGUUGCUGGGACAUCAAGGUGUGCUUCUCUAUGGCUCUGUGGGCAUAGGAUUUUGCCUCUGGGCAAAUUUCUCUAACCUCCUCCCCCUUGGUCUUUUAGACCCCAAAUUGACCUCAUCUUUCUGCCUUUGAAACCAUAGAACCAGAAACACUAAAAUACAAACCUGUGAUGUGGUUGUCGGGCUUGCAGCCUUUCAGGGCUCCCUGUCAUUGCUAUUAACUACAUGGCUUUGACCUCAACUCUACCGGCCAGUCCACUCCUCCUUGAUACCUCUCUUGUAGUAGUGCACUUCUCUAGCUCCCAGUUGGCCCCUCUUCCCCCUCAACAUUUUACUUAAAGUGUUUCAUUAAUGGAAAACACCCUUCCCUUCAUUCUUCCACCCACUGGUUCCUGUUCAUCCUUCAAGUCCGCUCAGCCAUCAUCUGAGUAACUCCGCCCACUGAUGGUGACUGACACUCAGGAUCCAUCCUGUUAGCCUCCCCACUAGAGGUCUUUGACCCACAAACACAGCUGAACCCCUUGAAUAUGGCCUGCUGACAUACAAGGGAGUGUUUUCAGUUGGUGGGUGCGGUUGACACAGUCAGUGCUCUGGCUUGGAACCAAUUUAUCAACUCUAGAUUAUUCUUUCCAGUUUCCUCAUUGUCAGGGUGGGGUACCUGUUGCCUUCCCUCCUGGUGGUGGUGAGAGGACAGAACACCUGGGAAGCAUUGCCCCACCCCUCCACCUGGCAAACAGGAGGUACCUGGUUGGCAGGGUGAAAGCUGGUGGCAUGAGAAGCCCUGAGAUGGAGGAGGUAAUAGGCCAGACCUGGAAGGGUGAUUUAUCUCCUUGGAACAUAAAGGUGGAGGUGUCUUUCUCUGGGUGUGCCCUGUACACAGGAAUCCUGCACCCAGAGUGGUGUGUGUAGCUAGGCUACCAAAGAUCCUCUUGCAGUUGGCUGGCUAGUAAAAUUCUAAUCUGAGAACUAAACAGGUCACUGGCCACAGGGCCAGGAUGUGUGUAAAUCAGAGAAGGGAGACAUGUGAGUGGAAUGCCAUGUGUCGGAGAAUGACUUAACAUGCUCUAACAUCUGACUGAGCCGCACUGGGAGAGAGUACAGAGGUGUCCAUGGUGACGGUCGUCCACUGUGGGGCUAGGCAGAAAGCAGCGUGAGUUCCUAGGCAGGACCCUUUCAUCUUGGAGCCCUACUCUGGGCAGAUUUUUUUGUUCAAAGCCAUUGGCUUUGGCCAUAGUGAUGGUUGACUUCUAAGCUGGUGGGAGUUAGUCAUCUUGUUCUUUUCUUUGCUCAUCUGACUCAAGGCUGGCCAUUCUCAGUGGCAUACCUCCCGCUGCAUAAAUGACCAGAGAUGACAAAGUCCUGUGCUUCUGAAGGGGUGGUAGUUACGGAGCCAAUCAGAAUAGGCUUCCCCUGGACUCCAUCACUGCUGUGCUAGACUCUCCAGCCUGCAUGGUAUUAUUUUCCAUCAGACCUCUCGUGGCACUUCAUCUAUAAGGAACAGAACAACAUUGCAAAUCAUGCUAACAAACCAAAAAGGAGUUUGUUGCAAAGAUGCACCAUGGUGAGUGGGGUGAUAUCCGAGAUAAGCAAGUCAGGUCUUUCAGGAGCCCUGACAUCACUGUCUCUGUCCUGCCCCACAUCCUUGUCCUCACUGUCCUCUGGUAAACCAUGGUUACUCUCACCCUUAUUUUCAAAGGUUGACUCCUUUACCCUCCAUGCCAACCCCAGUCUGGAGCAGGGGAUGGCAGUUUCUAGACCAGGCAUGCAGUUAUCCGAGCUAGGGAAUUCUCUGGGACAGGGACUGGUUGUGGGACCGCUUCUUCUCUAGCUGGAGUGAAGGAUUACAGGCAGACCUGUUUGGUAAUUAAUUGAGAAUAACUGAAUAUUGCUGAUUUCAUUGAUAAAUGCUUUAGUUCGUAUCCCUUUCCUUCUCAGACACCCAACCUGUCGGCCACUAAAACUAAGUAUGCUAGUGCCAGGGACCUUCUGAGGCCUCUUUUGGAAUAAUUAGAAAUGACCUUCGGUGUUAGUUGCACGUCACCCAGGGAGCUUGGAAAGUGCCCCUCGGUGUCAGAAACUGAAAACAUUUUUGCGAAUUCUCACCUCCACCUCUGCCACCAUAUUGGCACCAGCUCCAUAAUUUGCAGAGUCUUUGUGCAGAGUGAACGUGCAUUCAGUGUAGGAAGAUACCAGGAGAGUGACUGUAGAGUGGAAGGCCAAAUGUGGAUACUUCUGAGGGUCAGGCUGGGUAGACCUGGGCCUGCUUCUCGUGGCCCUAGGCUGUCACUGUCAAGAAACACAUGCACAUGCAUGCAUGCAUGCAUGCACUCGUACACACACAUGUAGCUGUCCCUGCUGCAGAGCUAAGCAUGCCCUAUGCCCUGAGAUUUCCCAGGUUCGUCUGCCUCAUUUUUACGUAUUUAUUCAUAUUCACCUCCCCUCGUUGUAUUUCACAUCUUUUUCUACAUUUCUUUUGGUUAGAAGCCAAACUCAUUUCGGGAGUGGGCCCACUUCUGCCAGGAAGCAGCAUCACACAGCCCUAGCAGGUGUGUUUCAGGUCUUCAGGGGGUGAAGCUGUGCUGUAUCACACGGAGGAGCCAGGGAGCCAUUCGUGCUGGAGAGGGCUGCUCCAGAAGCCGGGCAGUCAGGCAGUUCACUUAUCUGGACUGCAACCCAAAGUGCUGAGUCAUAGGGAUGUGUGGCGGAGAACGUUAAGUCAUAGCAAUGCCGGGGAAGUGUUUAUCAAACUUUUAUGUCUGAACUGGAGAAAAGCAGAGUCAUCCCUUUGUGUGAUCCUACUAGCUGGCAGUCACACUUCUUGGUGUCAUGCUUAAAAUAAGAAAAACAGAGGAUGUCAGAGAGGCUCCCGGAGGUCACACUGAAUUAUGGUUUACGCUUUCAGCCUCAUAUUUUGCCCUUCAUAGAGUUUCCGCCCAGAUUAGAUUAGAAGCUGCCUCUCUGUGUUUAAAAGACACUUAGCACACUGAACACCCUGAUUGUCACAUACUAGGGAUGCCCCCAGUAACAACUGUGUAUAUAUAUACACAUAGUAUCUAAAGUGAACACAAAGCUGCUAUCUCAUGGUAUUUUAAAAGUUUUUAUUGCUUUAAUGUUUGAUAACAUACAUCACAAAAUUGACCAUCCUUAAGUAUGUUGAGUAUGACCAUGUUAAGUGUGUGGCAUGUUUACUCACAUGCUUGCAUAGCCUUACUGGGUCUAUUUCUUUCAUCUUAGUUACUAUAGCUUAGUCCCUAUUUAAACAGUCAUUUCGCAUUCUUCAGCCCCCACCCCCCAGAUCCCAGUGGUCACCAUCCUUUCUUUUUCUAUUAGGAUUCUGACCAUUCUAGGUAUUUCAUGUAAACGGAGAUUAUUAUCUGUCCCCUUGCAACUGUCAUAUGCGGCUGCAGAUGUCUCCAAGGUUAUUCUGUGUUGUAGCAUGUGUCAGAAUCUUUCUUAAGGUAGAUCCUGCUGUGAAUAUACCUAUUAUGUUUAGACUUUCAUCCAUGGUUGACACCUGGGUUGCCCCCUCCCUUUAUAACACAAACAGCAUGGCUGUGAACUUGAGCGUGUCUCCUGAAGACACCUAUUGCAGCUCCUCCCAUCUUCCUGUUAGAGCCAAUUUUCUGGUCCUUUGAAGGCCUGGGCUUUGUCUCUGGAUUAUCAUCACAGGUAGGUGGCAUAGAUGAUGACAUGGACCUGGAGAAGGAAUUUAUGCAGAGGUAUCUGUAACAUGCAGAUCCAGAUACAGCGUGUGGCCAGGAACUAAGGGUUAGAGGUGCAGAGGUAGGCACAGCUGGGAGCAUGGGUGUGGUGCCCAGGUAGGAGAACAGACUGAAGCGUAGGAGCCCAGAAGAGUUCAAGAGGGCUGAAGGAAGCAGGAAGGCCCAGGAAGAUUUGUGUUUUAGUAGAGAAUAGAGGUGGAUUGGACCUUCCUCUGCCAAGGAGCUGGUGAUAGUUGAGAGGGGACGUGCACAGGGUGGGGAAGGUCCCAGCCUGGAUGCAGACGUGGGACUCCACCCACCUUGGCCCUGGAGUUUGUCCCUAAGUUGGAGCUCAGUUCCCCCUCCUGCAGUAAACUAUGAGUCUCUGAAAUUUGUAAACAGGAAAAGGACAGAAGAGGGUGAUUUUAUAACGGGGAGACCCAGAGGAGAGAAGUCAGCCUCAUGCUAGCCUCAGGCUCCUAUCUAUGCCAGGAUUCUGGGCACAGCCCCACUGAUGCUGUCCUUGUCACACGUUCACAUUACUCUCUACCUUUUGAAGAGCCCUCACCAAGCUCCUGUCUUACAAUAUGGAUAAGUCCUUGCCUACGUGUUAUCUUUUUCUUGUGCAUGCAUGCAGCCCUGGGAGAUGGCUGUGUGGUACAGUGUACCCACUGGCCACUGUAUAGUCUCUGCUGCUGCAGAUGACUAUUAGGCUAGCUAAAUGACAGAUCUCACAGGACUGCCAAGAGGAUCCAGUUGGCCUCCCUGGGUUAGCUCAUAUAGUUGCCAUAACAAACAGCAGAGGCCAGGCACCUUAAAACAGGAGCCAUGCAUUUCCUCAGUUGUGCCUGCUGAGAUAUACGCAGAUGAAGGCAAAAAGGGAGUGGGUCUUCUGAUACACACCUCCACUGGCAAGUGGUUCCCUUUCCUGCCUUCUCCUUACCAUCUAACCCCUGUGUGUCCCUGUCCUCAUCUUCUUUUUCUGUACUGGGAUAGAAUGUAGAGCCUCCAGCAUACCAAGCCUGUACCCUACCACUGAGUCGCUCCUCCAGCCCCUCCUCUUGAAAAGGCACCAGUCUUACUGCAUCUGGGCCCACCUACAGGAUUACAGCUUAAACAUACAGGUGCAGGGGGUACAUUUGCAGCACAACCAUGGAGUACCAGCACAGACCUGCAUAGGGCAGCCCUGAAUGGGUAAGAUGGGCAGUAAGGAUGUUUCUGGAAACUCUAGACCCAUUACUGGAUGAGGCUGUCUUGGGGGCCUGUGGUUGUAUCUUCUCUUUAGCCUCUAAUCUCAGCACUGGGUGCCCACAUUGUAGCUGAGCAGCUCUCGCUGCUGACUGGACUUUUACAGUCUCUGGCUGGCUUUUUUGCUUCUGUCCCCACCCAAACCUGGGCCCUGGCUGCUAAUCUGUUUCCGAAACAGUAAUACCGUGUCUUUGUAAGCUAGAACCUAUCCCUCUAUGCUAUCCCCUCACCUUCUUCAGUUCUUCCUGCUUCCAUACUCCAGCACUCCCAUCCUCUGCCCUGUGGCGUUGGCCAAUGUAUAUAUCCUCAGCUCGUAGACAUGCUGAAUGACGCCAGUAAUGAAGUCAGUAAGGGGAAAUGGCUCCCAUCUGAGUAAAGUCACAUGAUUUAAUUCUAGCAUAACCCACACAUAGGCUAUCUCAACCCCAAGUACGAAUUCAUGGAACCGUUAAUGAUCAAAGGAAGUUCUGCUUGUCUUAAGAAGUCACUAGAUAUUUGAAGGCAUGCCAGGCUGGGGUCUGACUGGUGUUGUCAUCUUGGAAAGAACAGUUGCCUGAGUCGGGAGGGUCGGUCCAGAGCACUUAGGCUUAUUAGAAAGCUUUGGGAAAUCCCAGAGGCAUCUGUGGUUUAAAGAUGCUCCCUGUGUGGUUCUGUGUGGGAUGAUUUCCCCCCAGAGACAUUUAUUCUCUUUAUUUGCUUGUCACACCUAGAUGUAUCUAGGUUAGGGUUGGGCACCACAACUUCUUGUUCUCUACAUUUUGAUUGGUUGUGAUUUUCUGUAAUGAUGUUCCUCUGUUGCAAAGAUAUGUUUCUUUGAUGAAAGGUAAGGACCUCUUCUCUGUGGGCAUAAGGAUAAGUAUUUAGAAUGCAGUUGGGAACCACAUCCAGAACCUCUUGAAAGAUGGUGCGUUGCUCUUCCUCUUAGACUAAGGAUUACCAGAAAAGGAAACAUUUAUUUGAAAAUAAAUAGUAUUUGUAUACAAAAUGUCUCUAAUUCAGACAAACACUCUCCAUAAUUAAUUCCUGGGAGGUGGUUCCCUGGUGUUUCAAGCAGCAGAAAAAGAGAGGUUUCUCAAGGUACACAGACAUGGAAUAUUGGUGCCCAGAGCUACUCAGUAGCAUUGGUGAGCUUUGCUCAGUAAUAGACGGGGUCCCACUUCCUUCUGCAGUGCCAGGCAGUAAGCCUCUGUGAUCCUAGCAAAUUAACCUCUUAUUUGGGCCAAGGGUGGAUGAACACACACUUGUCACUUCUUCAAACAUGUAUGUAUCGUAUCGUAUCAGUUGGGGUUGGGCACCACACUCUAGAGAUGGUAGGACCUGUCUCUUGAGAUAGCCAACUUUAUUCAGAGUAUCAGACAAUUUAUAGUCUGAGUCUUAGAGAGACUCUCUUGAGUACUGUGUGGAAUCAUCAUCUGUCAAUAAAAGGCUGAUGGCCUGUUAGCCGAGACGGGAAAUAAGAGGUGGGAGUUCUGGUAGGGAGAGAGGAACUCUAGGAUAGAGUCAGGCAUGGGAAGGAAUCACCCUUGGCAAGGAACUCUGAGGAGACAGAAGCAUGAAACUGAAGAGAGGUAGCCAGCCAUGUCCACUCAUAGAAUAAAAUAAAUGAAUUAUAAGCCAGCAGGAAUGAGCCAAAGUUUGUGGCAUAGGCAUUUAUUCAUAAAUAACUAAAACUCAGAGUCAUUAUUUCGGGGACUGGGACAUGGGUGGAAAAGCCCACAGUUAUACUGAGUAUUAAGAAGAGUCACAUGAGUAAAAUGUCCAAUCGCAGGGCUAAGCCACAUGUGGUGGAUAAGCUGCAUGUGACAAAAACAUGGGGGGUUUUUGUUUGUUUUUUCUAUAGUGACAUAUAAACAAAAUCCAAUUGUAAGGACUAAUCUGAAGUAAAUUUACUCCUAUCUGCUACACCUCAGAGGAGCAUGAAAACACUUUCCAAGAAAACCCAUGUUAUUUGAAAAAAAAAAAAAAAGGUCACCCACAGGACUCUUGCCUUGCUUCUUGGGGUUUUUUCACUAUCACUCAGAAUUUGUCUCAAAUGACUCCAUUCUUGAACUGUGUUCUAACAUAAUGCCAGCUGUUAACCAAGACUAAUGUCUAUUGGCUCCUACACACAUCAUUCAGGAGCCUCAGGCCCAAACUCCCUGCAGGAUCUACCCCUCCUUAGCUGCCUGCUGGACUGUCUGCCCACUCCACUUGAUCGUCCUUUGACUGAGUAUUGUAUCCUUUUCUGAGUGUGCUUGGCAUUCUUGGUGUUGCUAGUAAAGCCAGUCAGAGGCUGUGGACAGUGGGGCUGGCUAUGUACUGGGAUGGGACAUCAGUCUAGCUGUCAGCCACCAGAAUGGAUCCUCAUCUAGGUGAACCCAGUGGACGCAGAUGCUGUGCAAAAAGGGAUGUGUUUUUUAUAGGGGUCAGGCUACAGUUUGGUGGUCUCUGCGGCUUUACUGCAUGGUGAACCUUCACCUAAUGAUCCAUGUUGGGUAAUUUCUUUGUUUAAAUUAUGACUUCAUUUUUAUCGAUUUAUUUUUAAUAAUUUUCUGAGAAGUCAAACAAGAUUCUUAUCUAUGUAACUGAUUUCUCACUCGCCUUCUGGUUCUAUUUAUAACUUCAGUUCCUCUUAAGCAGAAUCUUAGAUAAGUGGCCAAGAGAGGGGUGAUGAAGAAGGCAGGACUCCAGCUCUGGUGAUGAAUCCUGUUUUCAAAAGUAGCUUUUGGGGGAAGCCAAAAUGAAUCACAUUUAACAGGCCAAGGUAUGUCCAUCGGCCUUCCAUUAGUGAGUCAGAAACUGCAAGCUAAUCAACUUAAGAAGAAACAUGUGUUUUCACUCAUCCUAUUGGAGGACUCCUACCAUAGUCAGCCCCUUGCUUCUGGGCAGUGUAUCAUGCUGGAGUGCAUGAUAGAGGAAGAUGCCCUCCUCAUGAGGCAUGGAACAAGGCCAGAAGAAAAGAAGGAGCUGGAGUCCUUAUAUCCUCUUCAAGGCCUGUCUGUUAGUAAUACCACAGAAUUGAACCAGGUCUUUAACAUGGGUCUUUGAGGGACCCUUUUCCAAUCUAAGUCAGAGAGUCAGCAGAAACUUUAAAGACCCAUAAUUUAUCACACUAAAUAAGGUUUAAAAUCUUCAAGGGCAUUUCUCCCUAUCUAAAGUUAGGGGAUAAUACAUAGAAAUCCUUCCUUCUUGAUCUCUUUGAACUUAUUUAGCAAACACAAUAGCUCACUCUCUCAACUUAAAAUAUAUGCAGUCUUGAAAGACCACACAAUCCAGAAUGCCAUGUGCUACUCAGAUCUUUACUGAGCAGCUACAAAUGCACACAACACUGUGUUAGCAGCAGCUAGUGACAGAAAAAAGACAAGUGUCUUGGAGAUUAGGAAACCUGGUGAGUGGAACUGGGGCAAGUAAAUGGGUCUGGGUAGAGGGAAGCUUGAGACAAGGAUAACACAGGGAAUGCUAGUGUAGUUGGUUGAGUUUUCAGUCCCAUCUCCAGCCAGCCUUCUCCUUCAGCAACCACUGCUUUCAAUGCACUCCAAUCACUGCUUCAUCUUGCCUCUCCCACAGGGUUCUAUUCGUGAGGUUAGGUAGUCUGUAGACUUGGUACUGGCAUCAUGUUUGAGAGUCGUCCCAUGUCUCUGCAUGCAUUACUAAUUGUUUCUGUUUGCUGUUGAAUGGUGUGAACAUUCCUCACUGUUUGCUGGACAUCACUUCUAGGACUCCUGAGCACAGCAGAGUCCAAAGAUGCUCAAAUCCCUUCUGAAAAAUGCCCAUGUUUGCCCAGAACUUAUACCCGUUUUCUUGUACAAUUCAAAUCAUCUCUAGUUUAGUUACUGUGUCUCGUGCAAGAUAAAUACAGUGUUGGCAGUUAUUAAACUAUUACUCAGAACAAUGACAGGAUAAAAGCUUGCAUUUGGUGGAGAGGCAACUUAAAAAGGUUUUAGAUAACUUCUAUUGUAACAUUGUUACAGUUCUAUUUUAUUCCAAAUUGUUAUUAAUGUCUCAUUAUACCUAGUUUACAAAUUAAACUUUGCCCUAGGCAUGUCCAUGUAGAAAAUGUAUAAAUAAAGCUUAGCCCUAUUUGUUGUCUCAGUCUCCCACUGGAGGCCCUGCAGCUCCUUCUUCCCCGAUAAAGGAGACUCACCAUUCUUCUUCUGCACAAGCAGUACAUCUUCUGCAAAAUGGAUUCUCAUCUAGACAUGCACACACAUGUACACACACAUGCACACACAUAUGUACAUACACACACUCCAUUACUCUUUAAAAGUAUGUUUAUUUUACAUUUUAUCUGUAUACAUUAGUGAUGUGUAAUAAUGACUUUUAUUAUGACGUUGUUGUUUGUAUAUAGAAUGUAUUUUGAUCAUAAUCAUGCACCAUUACCCUGUCUUGUCUUCCCUGAUCCCUGAUGCUCCCACUUUUCUUCCCAACACUGCCCUCCCAAUUCCCUUGUCUCUCUUCUAUUUCUGUGCUUUUUAGUUUGUUUGUCUGUUUGGUUUGGGGGAGCCAAUUAAUUUUACUAGAGUUGCUUACAUGAACACAGGUCAGGGGUUAUUUCCAAGAGAGUGGGCAACUUACCAGUUGUACACCACUGAAGAAAACACCUCUUCUCUCUUCUAGCAACUGUUAGAUGCCUAUAGAUCCUCAGACAGUAGUGGGAUCUUAUAAGCCCUUGCCUCCUCCGUCAGGGAAUGUCAAGCUGCCACACUCAAUCUUGUUCUGGUAAUUAUAGCUGCUGUGAACUCAUGAGUGCAGGAAUCAUGUCAAGCCCAGAGUCAGUUCCAGAGCACUCCACCCCUCUUCUUGCUCUUUAAUUCUUUCUGCCCCCUCUUCUGUGAUGUUCCCUGAGUCUUGCGGGGAGGGGGUGGGGAUGGUGGCGAUGUUUAGGGCUGAACACUCAACAGUCACUCAUUCUCAGCACCCUGACUGGUUAUGAGUCACUGCAGUGGUUGCUACUCAGUGCGAAUGAAGCUUCUUUUACCAGAGUUGACAGUAACAUUAACCUACAAGCCUAAACAUAAAUAUUUAGAGGGCAAUUUGAUAGUCACAACAUAUCCAUCAAGAAAAACAACAAUAGCUUCCCUACUAAGGCUGGUGAUCUUUCCAACCAGAGACUCUUGAGCAGGCUCACAAUACCUGCAGCUUAAGGUCCAAUUGGAAAACUAUUAUUUACCCUUCUACAGUCAUGCUUCUAUUGUAUCAGUGGGUAUAUUCUACCUGACAGGUUGGCAUUGUAACUCACAGAGUUCACAACUGAGUAUUAUUAUUGAAAAUAUUUCUACCUAGUAGCCUGUAUAACACUUCUGGCACUAUGAAAGCUGGUUAGCAGGAAGAAAGCCGCCUAGCUCAGUUCCAGUUUGAUUUCUCUAUAUCUCGUAGCUAAAGUAUAGGGUGUCCUCAGCAGUAGGGGGCCGCCCCUUACCAACAACUCAUAGAAAGUCUUGUGGAUUUUCAUUUGAUAACGGGUGGCUUCUGGGAACAGUUUUUAAUCCAUCCACACAGGGUAUCUUCUUUCGAACAAGAUUUUAUUGUUAUGUUUUCUGAUGAUCUUGUAGAGCAGGUUUCUGAUGGAGUUUCUGUAGACCCUGAGUUGUGGUUGACUCUCCCUCAUACCCCUUUCCCCAUCUUCUUGUCUCUACUGGCAUCCCUACUCAAACCUUUCAUUACUAGUAUUCCCGCUUUCACUUUCAUAUCACAUAUGCUCUAUAUACCCCUUCCCUUAAAUCCCCUAUUUCCCAGCUCACAGGCCCCCUUCAGGUUUCCUGAAAGGCCAUGCUCUUUUAUCUGUUUGUUUCAUUUUAACAUUGCUGAACCAAGAGUAUGGGCCUCUGAUGGUUUGUCCGCCCUAGUACACACGUCUUCCAUACUGUGCAUUUCUCCUCACAUGCUGCUGUGCAUUUGGUUGUCCAGCCCCAUAGACUUCUCUGAAUAUUGGAAUCCUCAUCCUAUUCAUCUUUCCCCUCCUCGUGUCUAUUAGUCCUCUUAUUCUUCAGUCCUAAUAGGUACAAGUUGAUUGGCAGAAUUGGGUCAGCUAUGUAAUACCAGGACUUGUUUGUGAGUCAGGCAAACUUCCUUCUUUGUCUCUUCAGAGGACAUUGAAGUGAUGAAAAGGAGCUGUGGGGGAGGAGAAUGUCACCCCCAAGAGGUGUGGGUCCUUGGCCCCCCAACAGUUGUGAUCCCAAGGCUGAGGGAGAGGCCCUGAGACCUGAUGCUGUUCUGCGCGUAGGGAAAAGCCACAUCUAGAAGUGAUGCUGCCAGGCAGCUGCUCUGUGUGACCUCAGGAUGACUUAUUAGCUGAUUGGGUUGAGUUUCAUCCUGUGUCAGUGGCAUGUGAGAGAGGCAGCCCUCCUCUUCAUAGCCUCUCCAUCCUCCGCUCUGUGAAAAUUGCACUGGGGGCUGAAAAACCCUUAGGCAAACCCCCCAGACAACCCACGCCUACUCUCAUGCAGCCCUGUAUAGAAUGCAAAGGGCUAGAGAUUACAUAGCCUGUUUGUAGGGCAGUUCUGCUGAGCAAAGGACUAGACUUCUUGACUUCUUUGUUAAUAAAACCUCCCCUAUAAGAAUCCUUUUACUAAGUUCAAGAGGAACCAAGGAAGUACUCCCUGGCCAACUGCCUUCUUCUUCUUCUUCUUCUUUUUUUUUUUUUUUUUUUUUUUUUGGUUCUUUUUUUCGGAGCUGGGGACCGAACCCAGGGCCUUGCACUUCCUAGGUAAGCGCUCUACCACUGAGCUAAAUCCCCAGCCCCGCCAACUGCCUUCUGAGUUCCUCUCCUACCCAAUAUCCUUGAAGAGAGCAGUGAGGGUAGGGGGCGUCCCAUUUGGACCGGAAUAUCCAAGAAUCAAGGCUGUUGUGCCGGAUGUUCAUGCUGCUCUGAUGUUUGAGCCAGUGUGAGCGUCAAGCUUGUUUGGCUUGUGUAAACAUGUCACCUUUACUGGGGCUGUGCUCCUUACAGAGCAGGUUAAGCAACUAAGGUUGCUCUUCCAAUAAGAUCAGCAUUCAGAGGUGGAGUCUCCAAAUACUCUAAAUGAUGCUCCCCUCAGCCUAGUGGCUAGUGAAAUGAUGGUGCUCAAGAGAAAAGAGAGAUAAGGGACCUACUGCAAGUUCUGCCUUCCGUAGGUUCAAGGUGACCAAAGAGCAGCCCUGCUAGCAACAUGGAAAUGAGGGUACUUGGGGGAGGAGGACCAGGAAUUUGGUCUUCUUCCCAAAUUGGAGUCAGUGAUUGGGGGGGGGGUAUUUCCAACAAUAGCAACCUCUACCAAAGGAGCAAAAGAAGACAAUUCACUUUGCCUUCUUUCUGGGAUGUGAGUCAUGCCCAGGGCCUUGAGCAUGUUGAACACAGGCUGAGGUUCGAGUUGCAGAGAGGCAGGUGUGUACCCACUGAUGCCUGGCGCAGAGGUAGACAAGGGACACUGAGCCCAGUGCAGAAGGGCUGAGUUCACACCUGGGCCACCAACUGCUCACUGAGCAGACAUGACACAUUGCUCAAGACUGGAACCUCCUCCCCAAAGUGGAAAAGGCGCUGUUCAUGCAGCCUCAUGGGGGUUUUCUGCAGUGAUGGAUGGGAUGUGGAAGGAGGCCUUCUGCAGGGUGUGCAUUUGAUGGGCCUCUAAUCCCAGUCCUUUCUGUGGGGACUUUAUAGUAGACCUCUUUUUUUUUUUUAAAGAUUUAUUUGUUUAUUUAUUUUAUGUACAUGCAUACACUGUAGCUGUCUCCAGAAACACCAGAAGAGGGCAUCCGAUCUCAUUACAGAUGGUUGUGAGCCACCAUGUGGUUGCUGGGAAUUGAACUCAGGACCUCUGAAAGAGCAGUCAGAGCUCUUAACCACUGAGCCACCUCUCCAGCCCUAUAGUAGACUUCUUAACUUAAUCAUGCAGUCACCUGCUUCAGGUUGAGAAUCCCUAAUUCAAAAAUACAGAGUCCAUAAAUUUAAAUACAAAAUGUUCCAAGACCUGAAACAUUUUUAGUGGCAACAUAGUGAGACACAGAGUAUUCCCUUCAAGCCUUUCAUGCACUGUAUCUAUGAGACAUAAUGAAUUUUGUUCUUAGCAUUGAGUCUCUUCUAAUAUAUGAGUGUAGAUAUUUCAGAAGGUAACAGAAAAUCCCAAACUUGGAGAAUUUCUGGUCCCAAGAAUCUCAGAUAAGGAAACUAAGUCUGAAUGAUAACCUUGCAUAGGUAUUCCAGUUUCCCUUCAAUUAUCUUUAAAAAUAUAUUUUAUUUUUAAUUGUGUAUAUUUGUAUGUAUUUGUAUUUAUAUGUAUUAAGAUGUGUACAUGUAAGGUUGGCUGACCUUGGAGGUCAGAAGAGGGGCUUGGGUCCCUUGGACCUGGAGUAACAGGCAGUUAUAAGCUGCCUGUCAUGGUUGCUAGAACCUCUCCAAGAGAAGCAAGCAACAACCAUCUUUAUAGCCCUUGCUAGAAAAUUAGCUUUCAGUCUUAACACAGGAUGGAUGAUGGGCCAGGACAUGUAACUGAGAUCAAUUCUAGCCAAUGGCCCCUUCGUCCUAGACAUAUCAGGCCAUUCUGCACCCCACCCUCACCUCAGGGCCUUCUUCCUCUGAUUCAAUUUGUUCCCAGGCUAUUUGACAUCUCAACUGAGGAUGCUUCCUAGAUCUCCUUAAAUGUCUUCUAGUUUAGAAUUUCCUUUCUAGCCCUACCUUCCAAAUUUAAAACACUGGGGCAACUAACCUUAGCUAAUCAAGUAAAGGGACGACUGGUCUCUAGAACUGAUCCUAUUGUUUUCUGUCUUUCUCCUGUCUCAUACCUGUUCAUCAGAGACUGUGCAAUAGCUUAUAAGCCUCAAGUCCAUUCAGGUGGCAUAUUCUGAAAGGCUUGUCCUCAGACUUAUAUGCUUGAUUAGGGUGUUUGUUUGUUUGCUUGCUUGCUUGUUUCAGAUAGGAUAUUACUUACUGUAUAGUCCUGGCUGGGAUAGGACGUGUAGACUAGGCUGGCCUUGAACUCACCGAGAUCUUCCUGCUCCUGCUUCCCAAAUUCUAUAAUUAAAGGCAUAUGCCACCACACCAACUCCUAGAUAUUUAAGUAGUUAACAGUAUGUAUCAAAAGCCCAAAGUAAAUUGGAAGUCUUUUGGUAAUGAGAAAUAAGCCCAAGACCUUGUACAUGCUAAGCACAUGCUCCACCACUGAAUUACCCUUUGCUUGAAGCUGGAUUUUAAUAACCUCUGAAUGCUACCCGUGAUAAAGGUUCAACUCUAACACCAUAUGUGCAUGUGUGCGAGAGGCUACCCAAGGACCUGCCCCUGUAUUGUCCCCAUUCUUUCUGGCUCAGUGUCCAGCACACGUGUGGCUCUCCUCCUUCUUAUCUUUAUCUCAUCUGCUUCCCAUUUCUUAACCCUUCCAUGUGCUGUUGACUCCUGGCAGGGCCACCUGGACUCUGGCCCUAGGCAACAGCAGCGGGAGAAAAGCUGUUGAUGUGAGGGCAGAGUCUGAGAUCUAAGAUAGCCUGUCUUGGGUGUUGUGCGAGGCUGUGUGCAGAGGGUAAGCAUGCGAGUGGGAUAGGUUGCGUACUCUGUUGGGCAGGGCUCGUCGAUUAUGUCAUCCAUGGGCAAGCUUGGGGCCAAAGGACUCUUGCAGCCAGCAAACGACUUUCUGGUGGCCUGGCAAAAGAUACUGUAUUUUAUGGGCUAGAUCUCAAACAUUUCUCUGGAAGGUGGCAAACAAGACUGGAUACAGGCUUUAGGGCAGGGGCUGCUCCAGGGCUGUCUGCAAAGGCUUUGACUGUGCAUCUGUAUUUGAUAUAGAUAAUGAAACUUUUUCUUCAUCUUAGCUGUUUUUAAAUGUGUGGUUCACUGGCAUGAAGUACAUUCACAUUAUGUAGAAAUUGCCACUCUCUACCUCUAGGGCCUUUCAUCUCUCCAAUUGAGCCUUCAACUUCACCCUUCAACUUCCUGUGUCUCUAUCUAGCCCUGUCCACCCCUCACAUGCUUUGCUUUUACCCAUUUGGGUCCUCUAGGGACCUUGCAUAAGUCAAAUCCUAGAGUGUGUGUCUUGAGACGGCUAACUACUCUAAGCACAGUGUACUCGGGGUCCCGGGGUCCCUGUGUUGGAGCUCGCAUCAAGUUCUCCUUCCCUUUUCCUGCUGAAUGAAAUUAGAUCUCAUGUGUAGAGCACACUUUACCCAUGAUUCCAGGGAUGGGCACUUUUGCUGUUAAGACCAGUACUCCAGACAUAACAAGCAUGUAGCACUCUGUGCCACCCUGCUUUAUUUUGGUAUAGCAAGGUGAGUUUGGAGAGGCUAAAGUCAUGUAAGAAAUUGUCCACACAGCAUGGAGUCACCACUGAACCUUGACUAGCUAAAUGGAUGUCCUGUCAGAGGGGUACACGUGUCUUCCAAGCAGUUAGACUUUUUCAGAAGGUAGACUUUUCACAGUUGACUGCUUUCAGCUGUGACUGACCUUUUGCAGGUCACAUCCUAAGGGCAUUUAAUAUUUGCCCAUGUCCUAACCAGUUUGUACUAAGGACCUCCUGAGAAGCCAGAAAUACCAUUUGUAUUUUCUCUGAGGUAAGGCACAAAGCUGCUUAGUAUGAGCAUGCUUCAACACACACCAACCCCACUUCUUUCCCCUCAGAUGGAUGUCAGGGACCACAGGAUGGUUGCACCUCAGCAUAAGGGUAGCAUUUCCAUGUGUUUUGAUUUGCAUUCUGUUUAUAGACAGCAUUAGGUCAUGGAAGGAAAGCAGAAAAUACAUGUAAGCAACUCUCCUGUUCUACAGUCCAACUGUCUGUCAUCGAAAGUGCCUGAAGGGGAGAGAGUUUCCAAGUAAGUUUGGAAAAUGUGUCACACAGAGCGUGAAUCCUGGUCUAGGAUUUAUGUUGAUAUUUCAGACUGCUGAGAAAGCCCUGCAAAGGAGACACCAGCUUCUCUCUCUCUCUCUCUCUCUCUCUCUCUCUCUCUCUCUCUCUCUCUCUCUCCCUCCCUCCCUCCCUCCCUCCCUCCCUCCCUCUCUUCCUUUCCUUUCCUUUUCCUUUUUUUCCACUUUGCAGUAGGUUCAUUAUUUCCUUUUGUCCAUUAGGCUAUGAAUCUGUAUAGAAUGGGCUCCCACAGCUCAGACUCUUUUCUGUUAGUUCUCACAAAGUGUGCUUCUCCGGGUGGCACAGGCUGGUGCUUCAGCUGGACCCAGGUGCCCUUCUCUUUGGCUUCCUUCUUUCUCCUCCUUCAUCCACUUCAGGAAGCUGUCUGCUCUUCAAGUGUCUGAUGUGCUCAGUCCACACAAUGAUCCUCUUGGCUAGAAUCUUGUGCUUAACUUGCUUGUUUACAAUGAUGCCCGUGGCCUGCUGGGUGACAUUUUAGACUCUUCUGGUUUUGCUGUGGUAACAUUUAUUGAGUGUUCCUUUAUAAACGAUGCUCAUUCCCUUGAUGUCUACAAUAUCACCCGUCUUGUGGAUUCGCAUGUAUGUGGCCAAAGGAACGACUCCAUGUGUCCUAGAACAAUUAAGAACACCUACCGAGUGCCCCUUCUCUUUUUUUCCCUUCGUGUUGCUCAUUUUGAUGAGUUACCGGAAGAUGGCUGCCGCCGAAAGACCAGCUUAACUUUCUUCAAUUGUACAUUUCUAAAAAUUAUUUAGCAAUUGAUCCCUCCCUCCACUAUUUUUUGUUUUUGUUUGUUUGUUUUUGUUUUGUAUUCUGAUGCUGCAGAGUGAGCUAGGGUUUUAAAUAUAAGCUCCAUUCUUAGCCUGAUUUCUUAGGUGACCACCUAUGCUGCCUCUGGGGAUUGAUACCUCCAGCAAACAUGUCAUCCGCUAACGUAGCAGUGACUAUGAAUAAAACCGGUUCCUUCAUGGACCAUUCACUUUGAAAAUUAUUAUUACUGCUGCUGCUGCUGCUGCUGCUGCUACUACUACUACUAUUAUACUAUUAUUAUUAUAUUAUUAUUAUUGUUAUUAUUAUUAUUAUUUGUGUGUGUUUAAGAGAGAGAUACUGAACGAUGUAUAUACAUGGUAUAUGUGUGUGUGAGAAUGUGUGUGUGUGUAAAUAAUGUUAUGUGUGUGCACAUGUGCACACCUGCAGAGGCAGAAUAGUUCUGUCCUUUUACCUUUAUAUGGGUUCUUUGGAUUGAAUUCAGAUCAACAGGUUCUUACAGUAAGGGCCUUUAUGCUUUUACUGAGCCAUUUUUUUAUGAGCCCCAUCAAUCAUUCGGUUUAUCUGUUCAUCUUGUCUUUUGAUUCUGAUUUGAUUUGGAGGAAUGCUGCACGGGCCAGCCUGAUUGUCCCCUGCCAUGCUUUGGCAGGGCUACACUCUGUUGACUAAUCAGGGGCACAGAGAACCUUACUCUGGAAGGGUUGUGAAGAACUUCAGUGUCUUGAUUCGCUAAGUUCAGCCAUGCCACAAACACCAUGUUGUCACAGCUAUCUCACAGCCUGUCACUAGAAUCCCAGCCCCAGUGCCAACAGAAGAACCCUCUGGAGCCGCUCAUUCCAGACCCAUUACAAACUUCAACAUUUGAAGCAGGCCGGAGGGGGGCUGAAGCCUACCGAGAGUCAAGGUUGCAAGAUUAUGGUGAAGGCCACGAGUGGGCAACUUCGUAACAACCUUGGCUUAUAAGGACUCUCUGCCAAGGUCUGAGUUUUCUUCAGCAUACUCAGUUCCCCCAGCCUGUGCCCAUCCCUCUGACCCCAGAGAGCUGAUGCCUGGCAGCCAGCCUUGCCCUUCGGCACUCUUCCCACCUUCAGCUUGCAGUUGCUUUCCACUUUGAUUUAAAAAGACAUUGUGGACAACCGUUUCUUAGUUAUCUUGUCCCCAGAGGUGCCAGAGGGACCCACGUGGCCCGGGCCCUUUCUCACCAGUGCCUGCAUGGAGUGCAGCCACAUCUUUGCCUCUCUGGACCCACAGGCUGUGUCUGAAGGGUUGAGCCCCAGCUGAACCCAGGCCAGACCAGGAGGAGCCAGACUGCUUGGUCACCUCUGGCUGUCACACUGCCAAUUCUUCAGAGCGUUUACAGGAGAUUAAUCAUUCCAGGAGGGAAACUCAGCACCCACUGGAGUCUGACAUGAGCUUUAAAGAGCCAUCUUGGUCCUUUUUACUCAAGGUCAGAGAGACGGUGUAUUUAAGGGCUGAUUGCAGGAAGUGUUGAGGAGAGCUGGGUUGCAAUGCCUAGGUUACUUUUAGGAAGGUCAAAGCAAAGGGCAUCGUGGUCCUGAUCCAGGAGGACUGAAAAAAUGUGGAAACUGCUAUGUAACACUGCAGCUGGGGCACACUUGGUCCUCACACCCCUUUUUUAUCCUCACCUCGCCUCCCUUCUACCCGGUGCUGGCUUUGUGGCAUGCUGUAGAAUAGUAAAGCAGCCCAUACUCGGACCAGUGCGGUGUAACUCAAUGGGUAGAAACCUUUUUGGAAGCUCAGCAGGCCGACAAAACAACAGAAAGCGUCAGCUUGUGCCAGUCACUGCCCGGGCUCUGCCUCCGGCAUUGCUCUAGACCCUCACAGCCACUGUGUAUUGUAAGGCCUGUGCCUCCCACACAAGGAUGUUGAAACAGCUUGCACAAGGGUCGAUUCCUUGACCUCCACACAGCCGUCAUCAGGCAGAACUAGAGUGGAGAUAGAUACCUGUCCAUCAGACUCAAAAAUCUGUGCUGCCACCACCACGAGUCCCUGCUAUACUGCUGAUAGUCCCGUAAAGCACCGUUCUCCACCCCCAUGGAUCACGGUGCCUGUGAAACAGGUCUGUGGGGAUGAGUGAGGAACAGCCUGGUCAAAGCAGCUGGCACAGGGCCUCAGAAGGACGCUUAACCUAUGAAA